Messenger RNA from Amphiprion ocellaris (clown anemonefish), 5036 nucleotides. Its product is annotated as RNA-binding protein 4-like. Lineage: Eukaryota; Metazoa; Chordata; Actinopteri; Pomacentridae. The coding region runs from base 103 to 528 and encodes 141 amino acids. Gene Ontology annotation, biological process: mRNA splicing, via spliceosome. The transcript is spliced from 4 exons. Gene Ontology annotation, cellular component: nuclear speck; cytosol. Gene Ontology annotation, molecular function: mRNA binding. The record is from RefSeq and is a predicted model, not a curated record.
GACGUAUGCGCAUCCCGCCAGCCGAUCUUCACCGUAGUCCAUCUUUUUUGUAUCCGCUUGGCUGUUACGCGGUACGCAAAUAAGAACUAAAUCAGAGCAACGAUGGUGAAGAUUUUCAUCGGAAACUUGUCCCAGCACACGGAGAAGGAUGAAAUUGAGGCUCUGUUCACGCAGUAUGGCACAGUGACAGAGUGUGCCAAGUACAAAAACUAUGCGUUCGUGCACAUGGAUGACCGAAAAUCUGCCACCAAAGCCAUCCGGGAGCUCCAUCUCUAUAAGCUGAACGGCAGGCCCAUCAAUGUGGAGCCCAGCAGAGGGAAGAACCAGGGCCCUGUGAAACUCCACAUAGCCAAUGUAGAAAAGGGCUUCGAUAAAGAGCUCCGUGAGCUCUUCGAGGAGUAUGGCACAGUCACAGAGUGCUCCAUCGUCAAGAAUUUUGCCUUUGUGCACAUGUCCAAUUCUGAUGAGGCCAUGGAUGCCAUACAGGGCCUGGAUAACACAGAGUUUCAAGGUUUGUCUUCCCUCUGACGGUUGCACCAGGUUCAAGCUGGAUAAAGUGUGAUCAGGCUGUCCUGUGGUUGAAGGGGUUGCAGCAGAUCAGAGUUUAUCUGAACAGACAAAAGGAGAGAGAGACAACACAUCCUGGAUAGGUAACCGUAGAUCAAUAGAGUAGUAGCGCUGUUUAAAGAAAACACAAUAAGUCGAGGCGAUCUGUGAAAUUUCUGGUUAGUAGGUCUAGAUUUGCUGAAAAAUGAGAAGUGUCAGUUCCUCGUGUUUUUUUUUUUUUUUGUUUUGAGGUUUCGGUUGCUUUCUGAAGUUAUUUUCCUUUAAAUGGCGCUUCCUUUAAGCACACACCCUUCUUGCAGCACUUUUGGGAAAUCAUGUUUUAUAGAGAAUGCUGGAGUAGAGUAACUGCUGCCUGCAUGAUAGUGAUCACGUUCCAGACAUUUAUGGGGCGUCUGAUUAUUCAUCUGCCAACAAGUUCACACAUUGUUUCAUCUCUCAGCGAGAUUGCAGAUUGGACUUUGUUAUAAGAUUGUGUAACAAAUGACACCAGUUUCCUGAACUGAUCUGAUCAGGUUACCUGUCUUGUUAGCUGAAUCAAAUGUGCUGCUACCGCUAAAAUCCAGAUUUAAGAUGUUAGAUUGUCUCACUUUUACAUCUGAAUAUGUUUUUUUUUUUCUUCUGGUCACGUUAUGCUGAAUAGAAGACCUGAUAUUAAUGUAAUGAAAAUAGUGGUAGAUAGCAGCUAAGUGUAUUUACUCAAGAAUGCUUAGAUAUUUGUACUUUAUUUUGAUUGCAAGCUACAUGACACCUCUCCUCCUUUACGUUUCAGAAGUAAAUAGAUCUUUUGCUCUUUAAUAUUAAAUGGUUCGUAUUUGAAGUGAUUAACCCUGUAAAACUCACUGUCGCAGAAAUACACAUCAGUUUAAUUUUUAAAAAAUAUUAUUUUCUGUUUGUAGCAAUAAUAUAUAAACCCAAAUACAGAAGAAAAUGAGCAAAAAAUUGAACAAAAAAUAUAAAUAAUAUAUAAACAUAAAUAUAGAAGAAAAUGAAAAAAAAUUAAACAAUUAUAGAAAAAAAUAGCAAAAUUUAUAUAUAUAUGUAGCAAAAAAAAAUAAAACUAAUAGUAAAAAAAAUUGCGGAUAUACAUAAUUUCUGUGAUUUUAUUUUUUCUUUUUUGUUCAUUUUCUUCUAUAUUUAGGUUUGUAUAUUAUUAUUAUUUAUAUAUUUUUGUUCAAUUUUUUUGCUCAUUUUCUUCUAUAUUAGGGUUUAUAUAUUGUUAUUAUUUCUAUUUUUUAUUUUAUUUUUUGCUCAUUUUUUUCUAUAUUUGGGUUUUUAUAUAUAUACAUAUUUUAUUUCUUUUUUUUAACUCAUUUUUUUCUAUAUUUGGGUCUUACAGGGUUAAAAACUUCAUUCAUUUUCAGUUUAUAUAGUAUAAAGUAAUGUUAAACUGAAAUAUGCAUGAUGAGUACUUCCACUUUAAAAGCAAUAAAUUUACUUUAGUACUUUUAGUGGGUGAAACUCAUGUACUGUUUUGCAAGAAUUUGAUGCCCUGAGGAGAGGUCAAGUUUAUCUUUUGAGCUCGAGAUUAGUGAUUACUCUUUUAUCUCCAGUACAUCCAGAAAAAACGGUUUCCACAGCGUUGUAUUGUAAUCCAGACUGCUUUGUCUUCAGGGUUAAGUGCUCCAUAAAUGAGUGCCGUAAAGUAUAAAACAAAGACAAGAUUUAACAACAACGUGCACAGGAAGAUGUUACAUAAAAACAGUUUAAUGCUCAGUUGAAAAUAGCUUCAUAACAUCUACACUUUAAAAGUGAAAUUGCACAAAGAUCACAGCUUCAGAAUCUUUAGAUAUGAUAGAUACAAGGUGCAAAAUAAUACUAUGAUUUCACAUUAUUGAUUAUGUGUAAGGCAUACCUACUUGAACAGUAAUUUACUUGACCUUUAAGCUCAGUAAGAAAGUCAAAAAGUCUCAGAAUAGCUCAGUAAUCGGCGACGGUUCGUCACGAAUGACACAUCAGAGUCUCAUCAGUCUCCAAGGGGCCGGUGGCUCUGAGGUGAACUGGGAAACGGUUCAUCACACGAGAGCCUGUGUCCAUGACGGGUGUCACGCUGGGCUCAUACAUGCACAUCUCCCUGGACGGAGGCACCGCCAGCACCUCGAACUCCACCUCAAAGCUGGCCUUGGCCUCCCCAGACUCCCUGAUGAUGAGCAUCUCGUACUCCCCAAACCGGACCAGAGCCUUGUCCGGGAGAUCCGUCCUCUCCAGGUAUCCCAGCGCCUGGCCGUUCACCGACAGACGCCCCCUCUGGCUCAGGUUCUGGAUAGUGAACAGCAUGUCCGGGCUGUGGGGCGUGCGGUAGGCGAAGAGGGCCAGCUGUUUACGGGACACCCGGGGGUCGACCAGGGAGAAGGUGCAGGACUGGGCGUCCCGGCCAAACCUGAGGGGGUCGUCGGCUGACAGUCUGCUCCGGCUGCCCAGAGGGAGUAAACCGUACAGGGCCCUACAACUCUGCUGAGGGUGGUAAAAUUUGAUCUGAAGACAAGACAGGAGAUCCUCCUCUGUCUCCAUUGUCUGAGAGACGUUCAUGAUGAACAGAAGCUUUCAAUGAUGAGACUGUGUGGAGAGUAGGAAAAACAAGUUAGAAAAAUACAAUUAAAUGAGUCAAUUUACCAGUCAAACAAAAGCAUACAUUUAAAAAGGUGAUGUUUCUGUCUUACCUGAAAGGUUUUUUUUGUAGGUUUUCUUAACUCGUGCACUGGAAAAGACAUAAACCAAACGCAUAAACACUCGCGAAGAACAAACCAGCAAUGCUGCUCCUCCUGCCAGUCUCUGCAGCCUGUUGUCUUCCUCCUCCGGUUUCAUCACCUCUCACAAGAUACAACCGUGCGCUUUCAAAUGCAAAUCCGGAAAUAUCACCGCUACAUAUUUUGGAUUUAAAGCUGUCUUAAAUAUGGAAGAAAAAAAACAUGUUUUUGGUGUAUUUUUUGAACAAAUUGUGAGUUUUAAAGAGCAGAGAACUUGUACAGGAAGUGUUUGCAUUGUACUAUUAGUCAAUUUAUAGUCUAGCUAGAUAAUGUGCAACUCUCCAAACAGCAGAGCAGUGUGAAAAGAGUUUUUGGGACAAAUAAAUAACACGUGAUUAAAUCAAUUUUCUAAAAACUCCACUAAAUUCACCGCCACGCUUUUUAUACUGCUUAUUUUUGUAUUUUUCCGAAUCAAAUGUGUGGCUGGUCUGUAACUUACAAGUUAAAAGUAGGUCCGUGAAUGCAGCAUUACAGCACCGGAAAAUCCCACGUGAUGCAACCCGAAAGAGAAAGGAAGCUGCUGCAUAGAUUCACAUUUGAUACUGCGGUAUUGUUUGGUUACGUUUUAUCCUAGAAACCUAAAAUUUUGGAUAGUGUCUCCUAAAAGGCAUAGGUGUUGAUGUACCCGAGUUCAUUUGUAUACUCCAAAUGGUUGUCAAGUAUGGCAUCAAAAGCUAAGCGCGACCAGAUUGUGGCCUUGAAGGAGGCUGGACUGACAACAAUGCAAGUCAUGAAAAAGGCGAAUGUUUGUCGUAAGACUGUCUACAAUGUCAUGAAACGGUACAAGGAGACUGGCAAUACCACCAGCAAGCCAAUCCCUGGAAGAAAACGUUCAGUCCGUACCAAAAGGAAUGUUGAGAGGGUGAAGAAGAGAGUCCAAAGGAAUCCUCGCAGGAGUAUGAGGGCAACAGCAAAGGAAGUGAACAUCUCAAGAACUUCACUGAGAAGAAUCGUCAAACAGGAUCUCGGAUUGAAAGCACUAAAAAUGCAACAUAGACAACUGAUUUCAGCCGCUUCUAAGAAGAAACGGCUUGACAGGGGGAAAAUGAUGUUGCAGGAGAUUCAGAGUGCCACAGACAAAGUCAUGGUUUGGUCUGAUGAGAAGAUGUUCACUGUUCAGGCAGUGGUCAAUUCCCAGAAUGACAGGGUUUAUGCACAUAGUGCACAGCACCUACCCGAAGGCUGCAGAACUCAUUUUCAUCGUCAGAACCCAGCUGGAGUCAUGGUAUGGGCUGCUGUUGCAUCUGAUGGCUCAAAGUCUCCUUUGGUCUUCAUUCAGGAGGGUGUGAAAGUGAACAGCCAGGUGUACCUUCAAAUGCUUGAAGAAAAAGUGUUGCCUUGGUGUACCAAUGCGUUUGGAAACCAGUAUGUCUUCACACAAGAUGGUGCACCAGCUCACACAUCCAAUAUCACACAGGCCUGGUGCAAGCAGCACUUUCCUGGCUUCUGGGACAAGAACAUGUGGCCUCCAUCAAGUCCGGACAUCAAUCCAAUGGAGUUUGCGAUCUGGUCUAUCCUGGAGAGGGAUGUCUCAAGAGUGUCUCACAGCAGUGUCACUGCUUUGAAAACAGCUCUGAUGAAGUCAUGGUCAAAACUUGAUGCAGAGACAGUGCGGCGCUCAUGCCAGGCAGUGCCAAGUCAUCUCCAGGCUAUGAUAAAGGCAAAGGGUGGCCAUAUUGAGAUGUAAAUCUUUUUGGUGACAGAGAAUAAAGUAUAGAAACUGUG